Messenger RNA from Hypanus sabinus (Atlantic stingray), 7086 nucleotides. RefSeq names its product mitochondrial rRNA methyltransferase 2 (gene mrm2). Gene Ontology annotation, cellular component: mitochondrion. Gene Ontology annotation, biological process: RNA methylation. The record is from RefSeq and is a predicted model, not a curated record. The transcript has 2 exons. NCBI's taxonomy places the organism in Eukaryota, Metazoa, Chordata, Chondrichthyes, Myliobatiformes, Dasyatidae. Gene Ontology annotation, molecular function: rRNA (uridine-2'-O-ribose)-methyltransferase activity. Bases 4048 to 4743 code for a protein of 231 amino acids.
UUUCAAGGGGACUGUGAGUUGCGCACAUGAUGACAUAGAUUGCCAAAGGCCUAACAUCACAGAAUACUGGAGGACCAGGUCAGGGAAAUGGACUGUUGACGUUUCCGGUCGAAACCCUUCAUCUGGACUGAAAUGUACAUUUUCUUUCAGAGAUGCCGACUGCCCCACUGAGUUCCUUGAGCACGUUGUACUGUAUAUGCCAGUCUCCGUGUCUACAUUAAACAAGACUGCCCACUCCUCACAUUUCCCUGCUGCUUAUACUCUCCUUCUUAAGACCUGUAAGACUUUGGAACAGCAAUAGACCCAUUGAGUGUGCUCUGCCAUUUCAUCAUGGCUGAUGCAUUCUCCCUCUCAACCCCAUUGUCUUGUCUUCUCCCUAUAACUUUUUAUGCUCUGACUAAUUAAGAACCUCCUCCUUAAAUGCACCCAAUGACCUAGUCUUUACAUCUGCCUUUGGCAAUGAAUUCCACAGAUUCACUGUCUGGAUAAAGAAAUUCAUCGUCAUCUGUGUUCUAAAUGCAAGUCCCUCUAUUCUGAGGCUCUCUCCUGUUGUCCUAGACUCCCCCAAUAUAGGAAACAUCUGCUCUGUCUAGGCCUUUCAACAUUUGUUAGGUUUCAAUAAGAUUCCCCCUCAUUCUUCUAAAUUCCAGCAAGUUCAAGUCCAGAGCCAUCAAUCGCUCAUCACAUGAUAAGCUGGAAUCAUUCUGUGAUCAUCUUCUGACACCCUCUCUAAUGUCAGCUCAACCUUUCUUAAGUAAGGGGCCCAAAACUGCUCACAAUACUCCAAGUGAAGCAUCACCUGAGUCUUAUAAAGCCUCAGUGUUACAUCCUUGUUUUUAUAUUCUAGUCCUCUCAAAAUGAAUGCUAACAUUGCAUUUGCCUUCCUCACCACCUACUCAACCUGCAUAAGAACUCCCGUCCCUUUGUACAUUGGAUUCUUAAAUUUUCUCCCCAUUUUAAAAAGUAACUUGUAUUCCUUCUACCAAAGUGCAUGAUGAUACACUUCCCAACACUAUGUGCCCUCUGCCACUUCUUGCCCGUUCUCCUAAUCUGUACAACUCCUGCAACUAUCUUCAUAUUGUCCACAAAGCCAUCAGUUCUGUUAACACAAAAAGCAAUGCCAAAUUCUGCAGCCAAUCAGAAAAGGCUUCCUUUAUUCCCACUUUCUGCCUCCUGCCAAUCAGUCAAUGCUCUAUCCAUGCCAGUAUCUUUCCUGUAAUAUCAUGAGCUCUUGUUGAUCAGAAUCAGGUUUAAUAUCACCGGCAUAUGUUGUGAAGGUUGUUAAUUUUGCGCAGCAGCACAAUGCAGUACAAGAUAAUAUAGAAAGUGAAUUACAGUAAAUAUGUGUGUGUAAAUGCUUGUGCGCGUGUGUGUACAUAUAUGUGUGCAUGUAUAUAAAUAGUUAAGUAAAGUUUAGUCGUGCAAAAACAGAAACCUAAAAGUAUUGAGGUAGCAUUCAUGGGUUCAAUGUCCAUUCACAAAUCAGAAGGCAGAGGGGAGGGGGGAAAAAUCUGUUCCUUAAUUGUUGAAUGUUUGCCUUCAGGUUUCUGUGCCUCCUCCCUGAUGGUUGUAAUGAGAAGAGGGCAUGUCUUGGGUAGCUGGGAUCCUUAAUGAUGGAUGCUGCCUUUUUGAUGCACCUUGAAGAUGUUUUCGAUACUGGUGCUUAUGAUGAAGCUGACUAAUUCUACAACUGUCUGCAGCUUACUUUGAUCCUGUUCAGUAGACACCACAACUCCCAAAACACCAAAUUGUGAUACAGUUAGUUAGAAGGCUCUCCAUGGUACAUCUGUAGAGAUUUGCGAAUGUUUUAGAUGACAUAUCAAUUCUGAAACUCCUAAUGAAAUAUUGCCACUGUCUUGCAUUCUUUAUGGCAGCAUCAAUAUGUUGGGAUCAGGUUAGGUCCUCAGAGAUAUUAACACCCGGAACUUGAAAUUGCUCACUCUCUGCUUUUGAUCCCUUUAUAAGUGUGAGGUUAUCCACUUUGGGAGUAAGAACAGGAAGGCAGAUUAUUAUCUGAACGGUGUAGAGUUAGGUAAGGGAGAAAUACAAAGAGAUCUAGGAGUCCUUGUCCAUCAGUCACUGAAGGUGAAUGAGCAAGUACAGCAGGCAGUGAAGAAGGCUAAUGGAAUGUUGGCCUUUAUUACAAAGGGAAUUGAGUACAAGAGCAAGGAAAUCCUUUUGCAUUUGUACAGGGUCCUGGUGAGACCACAUCUGGAGUAUUGUGUACAGUUUUGGUCUCCAGGGUUAAGGAAGGACAUCCUGGCUAUAGAGGAAGUGCAGUGUAGAUUCACAAGGUUAAUUCCUGGGAUGUCCGGACUGUCUUACGCAGAGAGGUUAGAGAGACUGGGCUUGUACACGCUGGAAUUAAGGAGAUUGAGAGGGGAUCUGAUUGCAACAUAUAAGAUUAUUAAGGGAUUGGACAAGAUAGAGGCAGGAAAUAUGUUCCAGAUGCUGGGAGAGUCCAGUACCAGGGGGCAUGGUUUGAGAAUAAGGGGUAGGUCAUUUAGGACAGAAUUAAGGAAAAACAUCUUCUCCCAGAGAGUUGUGGGGGUCUGGAAUGCACUGCCUCGGAAGGCAGUGGAGGCCAAUUCUCUGGAUGCUUUCAAGAAGGUGCUAGAUAGGUACUUAUGGAUAGGGGAAAUCAAGGGAUAUGGGGACAAGGCAGGAACCGGGUAUUGAAAGUAGAUGAUCAGCCAUGAUCUCAAAAUGGCAGUGCAGGCUCGAAGGGCUGAAUGGUCUACUUCUGCACCUAUUGUCUAUUGACUGGUAUGUGUUCCUUUGUCUUACCCUUUAUGAAGUCCACAAUCAUCUCUUUGUUCUUACAGAUGUUGAGUGCAAGUUUGCUGCACUCAACUAUAGAUGCCAUUUGAGCUAUGCCUAGCCACAUGGUCAUGGGUAUUGAGAGAAUAGAGCAGUGGGCUAAGCACACAGCCCUGAGCUGUUAAGCACCCUCAUGUGUGGCACCUUGUCAAAGGCCUUCUGAAAAUCCAAGCAUACAACAUCCACCGAUUCUCCUUUGUCCAUCCUGCUUGUUAUUUCCUCAAAGAAUUCUGACAGAUUUGUCAGGCAGGAUUUUCCCAAAAGGAAGGCAUGCUGACUUUCAUGACUCUGCUAAUGAUCUGAUCCCCUUUCUACUUCUUUAUAAUCUCCAUUUGUUACUUCUGAAUUCCAGCCUUUGCUGGCCAUUGACAUUCCACUUUCUACAGUUAUAGAAAUCUCUAUUCCAUGCACCCUCUUCAUAUCUGAGUAAUACCUACGUGGGUCAAAAGAAUGCUUCUCUGAUUCCUGAUCAUAUCUGUCUUUGACUCUUAAAAAUUUGUGGAUUUGACUUCACAACAUAGAAUUGUACAGCAUGAGCCUCCAGACCUUCUACAGGGGUGCCAUUGAGAGUAUCACCGCCUGGUAUGGGAACUGCACCAACCUUGACCACUGAGUACUGCAGAGUGGUAUGGAUAGCCCAACAUGUGAACUUCCCUCCAUCGAGGACAUUUAUAGCAGUGGGUGCAGAAAGAAGGCCUGGAAGAUCAUCGGGGACUCCAGACACCCCAAACAUAAACUGUUUCAGCUGCUUCUGUGUGGCAAACGGUACUGCAGUAUUAAAGCUAUGACCAACAGACUACGGGACAAGCCAUUACACUUUUAAAUUCACAUGUCAGCACAUUACAAUGGAGUCGUAAUGCAAAGAUUUUUACUCCCUCAUGUUGUGGGAUGGAUGUAAGGUUUAAAUAAAUUCAAAUUCAAAUACAGGAACCAGGCCCAUUUGAUGAGUAGAAUCUAUCUGAAGUUAAAGGGGAAAAUCUGUUUGAUUUAAAAAAAAAACCUUGAAGUACGGGACAAUAAACAAUUUACUAGAAAAACUUGAGCAGCAUCUGUGAGGGGACAGGAAUUGUUGAUGUUUCAGGACAAAAUCUUGCAUUGGGACCUGCAUUAUGAGUUUCAACUUAAAAUGUCAAGAAUACUUCUCCUAUCCAUUUUCCAGCAUCUUCAGUUUAUUUUGUCUCUUCUGAAAGCAUUGUUUGUUCAUCUCCCCAGAGUUUAUAGGGUGAUAUGAUCUCUCGUGUCCAGUGUCGUUUAUUUCAUACAGCAGUACCACUGCUGAAAAAGACUCCAGCUGAGCAGAGGUGGUUGUCAAGACAGCUGCAGGAUCCAUUUGUGAAAUCUGCUCAGCAACAAAACUAUCGCUGCCGGAGUGCAUUUAAGCUGCUGGAGAUUGAUGCCAAGCAUGGUAUCCUGCAGCCCGGGAUCAGUGUGCUCGACUGUGGUGCAGCACCAGGUGCCUGGAGUCAAGUUGCAGUUAACCAGGUUAACGCUACUGGUUCUGAUCUGAAGACUGCAGUAGGUUCAGUGGUGGGCGUUGAUCUUCUACACAUCCCUUUGCUGGAGGGUGCAGUAUUCCUGUCUCAUUGUGAUCUCCUGGAUCCUAAAGUUAAAGCCAGAAUACAGGAGACCCUACCAGGGGGAGAGGCUCAGGUUAUUCUCAGUGACGUGGCACCGAAUGCAAGUGGUAUCCGUGAGCUGGACCAGCAACAAUUUGUCAAACUGUUCCUUUGUAUCUUUGGCCUGGCUGAAAGGGUGCUGAGUCCUGGUGGUACUUUGCUUUGUAAAUUCUGGGAUGGAGCAAACACAUUCCUCCUCCAAAAGCAACUUGCCAAAUUGUUCGGAGAGGUGAAGAUUUUAAAACCAUCUGCAAGCAGAAAGGAGUCAUCAGAAAUCUACUUUUUAGCGAGAAGAUUCAGAAGUUGAUGUUACCAACUGAUAAUGCUCCAGGGAGUUUUGAUUGCAAUGUAACAAUUUGUAGGUUUUAUCACCUAUUUGUUAUUUCUCUACAUCUGUCCAGCACUCAUACCCAGGUGGAUGGCAAAUAUCCACUUCUUAAGCACAAUUGCCAGUAAUCUGUUCUGAGGUGCUGUGCAAAAAUCUACAAUGUUUUGUUUUUAUCAAGAAUAAAAAUUAAUAUUUAGUCAGUCAGUUGAAUAAAAUCUAAGUUAUUGAAAGGAAGAUGUUUGCACAAAUCUUCCUCAUCUCGUAACAAUGAAGUGUUUUUAGUAUUGGCUUAAUAUUGUCACAUGUACUGAGAUACAGUGGAAAAAUGAAGUAGUGUCACUGUUAUACAGUUGGCGAAUUCCAGUCAAUUUAAACAUAUUAACAUUCAUCAUUUCAAAGGGAAAGUAAUUAACAAUUUUGAAGCUCCCAUAUUAAGUAAAAAGACAAGCAUGAUGGAAAGCAGAAAAUAUGGUACAAAUUGUAUAGAAUUUAGUAAUUGUUGCCUAUCUGGUUGAGCUAUUGAUCAUAGAAUUUUUUUUAUUGAAUUCGGGGUUUUUCAGUAAUGCAAUCAGUGGAUGUGUGGUCUGCUUCAAGUGUUGGCCAAUAGUGAAGUAGUGGCCAAGAUGCUGGAGAGUAAAAUAAUAGCAAAACACUGACCUUCUAGGAUGGGCACUGUCAACGUUUCGGGCUGAGACCCUUCAUCAAGUCUCGGCCCGAAACUUCAACAGUGCUUCUUCCUAUAGAUGCUUCCUACCCUGCUGUCUUCCACCAGCGUUUUGUGUGUGUUGCUUGAAUUUCCAGCAUCUGCAGAUUUCCUCGUGUAUACUGGAUACCAAUUGUUUUUUCAGAAAGUGUUGCUUCCUUCAGAAUUUUUUUUGUUUAUGAUAGACUGCUUGAAACUGGAAACAAAUAUAAUUUCAGACUACUUGUAUCAUGUAGGAAUUUGGAGAAACAAGAAAUUAACUUAUAUUGAAUAUAAUGCAUUUAAUUUCAUAAUGGUGCUGAUGCUUUGCAAUAGCUCAACUAAGCUAAAAAUGUUUUGUUGAUGAUUUUCAUUUGUACUCGGUGUCUAAGGCUAUCCACUUGCUGUAAGUGUCCAACAAUAAUCAACCAGCAUUGGUAGAUUUCGGUUGCCCUGAUAUAAUUUCUCCAUGACCAUAAUGUCCUGGUGACAGCUUUCACCGUGCCUAUUGCUGACAGUGCCAAGAUUUGCAAGCAAGAAGUCUAAAUGGAAAUGCAGAAAAUGAACCUUCAGUGACAUGUUGCAUGGUUUUGUAUGCUUGAAGCAUGUUAUCAACCUGCUGCUCGUGAUUUGGUGCUCUGUAGUUACCAAUAAGAUUUUCAACAGCAUCCUUGAAUGCUUUCCAUGUGAUUUUCUGUCCCACUGGAUGUUCUUGGAAUUACCUGUCAUUGAUGACCCGUUUGAUUAUUGGACCAACAAAAAUGCCUUUGUUAAUCUUAAACACGAGAUGGUGGAAGUCCAAAGCAACAGAAACAGAACACUGGACGAGCUCAGCAGGUCAGGCAGCAUUUAUGGAAAAGGGUAGACAUCUCGGCCUGCUGAGGUGGUGGGGGGGGGGGGGGGGGUUGUGGGUGGGUGUGUGUGUGUGUGUGUGUGUGUGUGUGUGUGUGUUACUUAAUCUUGGCAUCCGUUAUUCUGACUUGAAUUAUGAAUUGAAAUAACAAAUAUAGGUGAUUUCAAAAAAAUAGUGUGAUAGGGAAAUUUCAUGCAACACACACAAAAUGCUGAAGGAACUCGGUAGUCCAGGCAGCAUUUAUGAAAAAGAGUACAGUCAAAGUUCAGUGUCCUGCCGAACUGUCUUGGCCCAAAAUGUCAACUAUACUCUUUUCCAUAGAUGCUACCUGGCUUGUUGAGUUCUUCCAGCAUUUUGUGUAUGUUGCUUGGAUUUCCAGCAUCUGCAGAUCUUCACUUGUUUGUGAUAGGGAAAUUUGAUGGUGAUUUUCAUGAUCAGCAGCCCAAAAUCCAUAAGAUACACCCAGAAGUAUUGAGAAGAAAAAAUCUUUGAACAGAGUAAUGCUCCAGGUAAUUUUGAUUGCAUUGUAACAGUUUGUAGGAUUUAUCACCCAUUUAUAAUUUUGCUAAAUCUGUCUAGCAUCAGAUUUCCGAAUGGACUAUGAAUCCUUGAACAAUAUCUUACUAUUUUUACUACUUUUUGCACAACUUUUUAAAAUUUAAAAUAGUUAUAUGUACAGUAUAUUCUUGUAAUGUAUAGUUUUUAUUGUGUAUUGCAAUGUACUGCUGUCACAAAGCAAUAAAUUUCACGACAUACAGUAUGCCAGUAAUAUUAAACCUGAUUCUGA